This is a messenger RNA of Equus quagga, 5485 nucleotides long. RefSeq names its product ATP-binding cassette sub-family A member 10-like. NCBI's taxonomy places the organism in Eukaryota, Metazoa, Chordata, Mammalia, Perissodactyla, Equidae. Gene Ontology annotation, molecular function: ABC-type transporter activity; ATP hydrolysis activity; lipid carrier activity. The record is from RefSeq and is a predicted model, not a curated record. Gene Ontology annotation, cellular component: membrane; intracellular membrane-bounded organelle. Gene Ontology annotation, biological process: transmembrane transport; lipid transport. The transcript has 37 exons.
AUGAUUAAAAAGGAGAUAAGCGUGUGUCAACAAACGCAGGCCCUUCUGUACAAGAAUUUUCUUAAAAAAUGGAGAAUGAAAAAAGAGAGCUUAUUGGAAUGGACAAUAUCGUUGCUUCUUGGGCUAUAUUUGUGCCUCUCUUCGGAAUUCUUCAGAGCUACCCAUUUUCCUGAACAGCCUCCUCAUGUUCUGGGACGUAUGGAUCAAUUUAAUGACUCCGAUCUAGUGGUGGCAUAUACCGCAGUAACCAACAUGACGCGGAAGAUAAUGGAUAAGAUGGCUUUGGCUUCUUUUGUGAAAGGAAGAACAGUCAUUGGGACUCCUGAUGAAGAAACCAUCGAUAUAGUACUCGCAAAAAAACACCCCGAAAUGGUGGGAGUUGUGUUUAAUGAUUCUUUUUCAUAUCGGCUGAAGUUUCCUUGGGGGUACGGAAUCCCAAUUAUAAAAGAACACUUGGAAUACUCAGAACACUGUUGGGCUGAUCGAGAUGAACCUUUUUGUUCCUUGACAACAUUCUGGCAAAGAGGGUUUGUGGCUUUUCAAACUGCAAUUAAUGCUGCAAUUAUAGAAGUCACAACAAAUCAUUCUGUGAUGGAGGAGCUGACAUCAGUUAUUGCGAUAAAUAUGAGGACUUUACCUUUCAUUUUUAACAGAGGAUCUAUAAGUGAAUGGUUUAUCUUUAUUUGUGUAGUUUAUUUCUCCCCUUUUGUAUACUUUGCAUCAUUAAAUGUUACAAGAGAAAGAAAAAAAUUUAAGAAACUGAUGACAGUAAUGGGUCUCAGAGAGUCAGCAUUCUGGCUCUCCUGGGGAUUGAUGUAUGCUGGCUUCAUUUUUAUUAUGUCCAUUUUUAUGGCUCUGGUCAUAACAUCUAUCCAAAUUAUAGUAAUGACUGGCUUCAUGGUGAUAUUCACACUCUUUAUCCUAUAUGGCCUGUCUUUGAUAACGUUGGCUUUCCUCCUAAGCGUGUUGAUAAAGAAACCUAUCCUCACCGGUUUGGCUGGGUUUCUCUUCACUGUAUUUUGGGGAUGCCUGGGAUUCACGGCACUGUUUAGACAACUUCCUUCGUCGUUGGAAUGGGUUUUAGGUCUUUUCAGCCCUUUCGCCUUCACUGCUGGGAUGGCCCAGAUUUUGCAUCUGGAUUAUCACAUGGUUGGUGCCAUUUUUCCUGAUCCCUCUGGAGAGGCGUACACAAUGAUAGUUACUUUCUUCAUUUUGGCACUUGAUACUCUGCUCUGUUUGAUAUUGACCUUAUAUUUUGAGCGAGUUUUGCCUGAUGAAGACGGCCGCCGGCAUUCACCGUUGUUUUUCCUAAAGACUUCAUAUUGGUCCCAACAUCAAAAUACUUAUCAUGAAGUCUUUGAGAAUGAAAUAAGUCCUGAGUAUCUCUCUGAUGGCUCUUUUGAACCAGUGUCUCCAGAGUUCCACGGAAAAGAAGCCAUAAGAAUCAGAAAUGUUAAAAAAAAAUUUAACGGAAAGCCUGAAAAAAUAGAAACAUUGCAAGGCAUAUUUCUUGACAUAUACGAAGGACAGAUCACCGCAAUACUUGGACACAGUGGAGCUGGUAAAUCAACACUGCUUAACAUUCUUAGUGGGUUGUCUGUUUCUACAGAAGGAUCAGCCACUAUUUAUAAUACUCAACUCUCUGAAAUAACUAACAUGGAAGAAAUCAGAAAAAACACUGGAUUUUGCCCACAGUUUAAUAUUCAAUUUGAAUUUCUUACUGUGAGAGAAAACCUGACGCUAUUUGCUAAAAUAAAAGGGAUUCAGCCAAAGGAAGUGGAACAAGAGGUGAAAAGAGUUAUGAUGGAAUUAGACAUACAAAACAUUCAAGAUGUCAUUGCUGAAAAAUUAAGUGGUGGACAGAAGAGAAAACUAACCUUUGGGAUCGCCAUUUUAGGAGACCCUCAGGUUUUGCUACUGGAUGAACCAACUGCUGGAUUGGAUCCUUUUUUAAGGCACCAAGUUUGGAACCUUCUGAAGGAGCGGAAAACAGAUCGUGUGAUCCUUUUUAGUACCCAGUACAUGGAUGAAGCUGACAUCUUGGCUGAUAGGAAAGUGUUUCUGUCUAAUGGGAAGUUGAAAUGUGCAGGGUCAUCUUUGUUUCUGAAGUGAAAGUGGGGUAUUGGAUAUCUUUUAAGUUUACACAGGAAUGAAACGUACAAUCCAGAGAGAAUCACAUCCCUCAUUAGACAACAUGUCCCUGACGCCAAGUUAACAGCAGAAAGUGAAGAAAAACUUGUGUAUAGUUUGCCCUUGGAAAGAACAAAUAAAUUUCCAGAUCUUUACAGUGACCUUGAUAAGUGUUCUGACCAGGGCAUAAUGAAUUAUGGUGUUUCCAUGACGACUCUAAAUGAAGUAUUCUUGAACCUAGAGGGCAAAUCAGCAAGUGAUGAGCCAGAUUUUGGCACUCAGAAACAGGAGAAAAUCAAAGUGACGAGAGAUACUGGAAUUGAGUCUGAAACGCAACAGGCUCUUUGUUCUCUCCCUGAAAUGAGAAAGGCCGUCAGUACCGGAACUCUCUGGAGACAACAGGUCCUCGCAAUGGCAAGGCUACGCUUCUUAAAGUUAAGGCAUGAGAGGAAAGUUCUUUUGUCCUUGUUACUGGUACUUGGAAUUGCUUUUAUCCCCACCAUUUGUGAGAAGAUAAUGUCUAUGGCAUUUUUUUACCCUCAUCGUUGGGAGCUUUCAUCCAACAGAGUAAAUAGAACUCGAACUGAAGGGAGAAGUUACUGUGGCGGCUUUUGCUUCAGGUGCAAUAUGACACAAAUUUAUCUUUUCCAGGAUGACACAAUGCUGGGAAUUGGGUUUUUGGACUGGUCCUUACUUUUGUUGCUUGCAAGCUGCGUUUCUCCUUACAUCGGCAUGAGCAGCAUCAAGGAUUACAAGCAAAAAGCUCAGUCUCAGUUAUGGAUUUCAGGCCUCUUCCCUUCAGCAUACUGGUGUGGACAGGCUCUGGUGGAUAUUCCAUUAUAUGGUCUGAUUCUUCUUUCAAUACGUUUAACUCACCACUUCAUGUUUUCGAUUUCCAUACUUUCAUGGGGACUCGUGUUUGCUCUGGUGGUUUGCAUGAUUGGUUGUGCAGCUUCUCUUAUAUUCCUCACAUAUGUGAUUUUGUUCAUUUUUCGCAAAGGGAGAAAAAAUAGUAGCUUUUGGUGUCUUGGCUUUCUUAUUAUCUCAAUAUUUGUAUUCAUCAUCCUGGUAUCAACUCACUUUGAACGUUUCAAGUUAAUUUUAUGCAUGAUUUUAAUACCUUUGUACACUUUAAGUGGAUUUUUCACGUUUUUGAUAGAGCUGUCCUUUAUAAAUACGAGAAGCUCUGAAAGUCUGGACAUUGGAAUAGAUGAUGUUAAUGAAACCAUUCUCUUAACAAUCUUAAUACCAUACCUUCAGAGUGUCAUUUUCCUUUUUGUUAUAAGGUGUCUGGAAAUGAAGUAUGGAAAAGAACCAAUGAGGAAAGAUCCAGUUUUCAGAAUCUGUCCAAGAAGUAGGGAAAGUCAUCCAAAUCCAGAAGAGCCAGAAGAAGAAGAUGAAGAUGUUCAAAUUGAAAGAGUGAGAACAGCAAAGGCCUUCACUACUCCAAACUUGGAUGAGAAACCAGUCAUAAUGGCAAGUUGUUUACACAAGGAAUAUAAAGAGAAAAAGAAAAGUUGCUUUUCAAGAAGAAAGAAGAAAAUAGCCAUUAGGAAUGUUUCCUUCUGUGUUAACAAAGGUGAAGUUUUGGGAUUACUGGGACACAAUGGAGCUGGUAAAAGUACUUCUAUUAAAAUGAUAACCGGGGACACAGAGCCCACUGCAGGAGUGGUGGUUUUACAAGGCUGCAGAGCAUCACCAAGCCCACAGGGAGAUGACCUUGUCAAGUUUUUGGGGUACUGUCCUCAGGAGAACCCAUUGUGGCCCAGUCUUACAGGGAAAGAACACCUGGAGUUGUAUGCGGCAGUGAAAGGACUGGACAAAGAGGAUGCCGCUCUAAGUAUUUUAAGAUUGGUGGACGCGCUCAAGCUGCAAGACCAGCUGAAUCUCCUCGUGAAGGCCUUGUCGGAGGGAAUAAAGAGGAAGCUGUGCUUCGCGCUGAGCAUCCUGGGAAACCCCUCGGUGGUGCUUCUGGACGAGCCGUCCACGGGGAUGGACCCCGAGGGGCAGCAGCAAAUGUGGCAGGCAAUUCGGACCAUUGUUAAAAACACGGAGAGGGGCGCCCUCCUGACCACCCAUUACAUGGCAGAGGCUGAGGCGGUGUGUGACCGUGUGGCCAUCAUGGUUUCUGGAAAGCUGAGGUGUAUUGGUUCCAUUCAACAUCUGAAAAGCAAGUUUGGUAAAGAUUAUUUACUAGAAGUAAAAAUGAAGGAACCCACUCAGGUGGAACCUCUCCACGCAGAGAUUCUGAAGCUUUUUCCACAGGCCACUGGGCAGGAAAGGUAUUCCUCCAUGAUGGCAUAUAAAUUACCUGUGGAAAAUGUGCACCCUCUAUCCCAGGCCUUUUUCAAAUUAGAGGCAGUGAAACAGACCUUCGAUCUGGAAGAAUACAGCCUCUCUCAGGCUACCUUGGAACAGGUAUUCUUAGAAUUCUCUAAAGAGCAGGAGCUGGGAAAUUUGGAUGAUGAAGUUGAUGCAACAGUUAGAUGGAAGCUCCUCCCACAGGAAGAGCCUUAAAACCCUGAACCUCUUAACGUUAGAUUUUAGGCCUUACUACAUUGUUCGUUUCCAUAAUUCUAGAAGGAUCUUUCAUAUUGCUGCAGUUAACAAAACAAAAUAUUCAGUAGUUAAGCAUUCAAUGAUGAUUAAGGUUUUCAAUGGCUUUUUAAAUUUUAAAAUGGAGGGGAGAGGUGAAGAUAGGCAAAGUUACUAGACAAAAUUAACAUAAUCAAAUGUUAAAUUAGUCACUAAUAUAGGUCUAUUUUGGGCUUAAUAUUAAUUCAAAAAUCACAUAAUGUUAGACUAGCUUUUUAUUAUAUCACUAAGGCUGAAUGCUAAGCACAUUUUACAGAUAAAACAUUUUAGGUUUUUUUAACCUCUACUUUAAUGAAAUCAGCUAUUUUUAAGCAUUAUUAAGUAUCAAUUUGAUGUGACAUUGACUAUAAGAAGAUCUAACAAGCUGAUGGGUGAAAUUAUAUAGUAUGGCUUUUAAACGAUGAUAUAUUCUUAUUAUAAAAUAAAUUUAUGCUAAUUUUAGGAUGCAUAGAAAUUAUGUGGAUGAAGAUAAUAGGAAUCUGUAAUAAAGUACCACAGUAGAUAUUUUGGCUUACCUAUAUUCAAUGUGCUUUUUAUGAGUACUUUUUCAAAUGUGAUAUCAGUGAGCAUAUUUUUGUACUUUUUCACUUCACAGUUCAUGACCAUUUCUCUUGUCAAUAUGGCACUUUUUUAUUAUGUAACCACUGCGUUGCAUCCCUUUGAUGUACUAUCAUGGUUUUUACUUAACCUUCUGACUAUUGUCCGACAUUUUGGCUAUAUGCAAGUUUAAUUCUUAUAAAUAAAGCUGUGAUGAACUUCU